This is a messenger RNA of Psylliodes chrysocephalus, 2942 nucleotides long. NCBI's taxonomy places the organism in Eukaryota, Metazoa, Arthropoda, Insecta, Coleoptera, Chrysomelidae. The record is from the annotation of a GenBank genome assembly.
CGAGCUGACAGGGGUUGUUAUAAUUAUUAUUGACACGUGCUAUUUUUAAAAAUUAAUUUGCUACUUUAAAUCAAAAUGGAUUUAGCAGUAAAUGCUCGAAUGUCAGAAUAUUAUGAGAGGUUUAUCGAAUUGCAGGAAAAAUUGAGGAGAAGUGAGGAGGAACGUAUGAAAUUGGAAAUGAAGUUUAAUGAUAUGAUGCAAAAAACUAGAGAAGAGGAACAGUUGCAUUAUAGAAAACUACGAUCACAAUACAAAAAGUUUUUGGAGGAAGAUAGAAAACGUCAAGAACGCAAUGAAAAAAUAAUAAGGACUUUGGAAAGAAUAGAAGUACGGAUAGAUAUGCUCACUUCUAAAACGGAACGAUUUAAAAGUUUGCGGCGACAAUAUCAAAAUUAUCUGAAAAAUGUUUCAAGUUCUCAAGAGACCAAGCAAGUCAAUUCUACGCGUUGCAAUUUGUUGCCCAAAGAAAAUCUCCAAAAUGACGCAUUGUUUCAAGCAGAUCAGCAGAAAUUAAAUGAGGAUAAAAUGGAAAUUUUAGAUAGGUAUUUGGAAAGUAUAUCUUCCGAGAGAUGUAAGGAAAUCAUAGAGAAGAGAAAAAUUGAAAACGCACAGUUAGAAAAAUUGGAUGUUCUGAAAGACAGAUUGCAUAAUAAUUCUUUUGAUUCUAAUAAAGCACAAACAAUAGCUGAGGAUAUUAUGAAUUCAAUAUAUAAUCGACAUUAUAAUAAAGAUCAGAACGAUGAACAGAAUUAUUCAGGUGUAACAAAUAAUAAACCUAAUGUAAAACUUUCUUUUAAGGAUAAUAGCACUACAAAGUCAUCAGACGAUGACGAUUAUUCACCACAGUAUUUACAUCUUAAAAAAGAAGAUGUACGAGGAAGAACUCAGGAAAUUACAAAACUUGAUAAAGAGUUAAGUAAUUAUCAAAAUGGUAAAGACACCAUUACGUCAGAUAAAAUCGAAAACGACGCAAAAGAAAAAGAAAAACACAUAUUUGUUGAAGAUUCUCAUGAGUUACGUUAUGUACCUAAUAAUAUAAGUAAACAACCUGAAGAUGUACCUGAACAAAAAAACGAAGAACAUAACCAUAACCCUGAUAACGAUAAAAUACUAGAUAAAUUAGAAUCAUCCAAUAAAUAUAUGAAUAAAGAUUUCAACUCAAACACUGAUUCAACUGUCCCAAAAAAGAAUAACACUAUUACAAAUGAAACAGAUGAUUUUGUAGAAAUUAAAAAUAUGAAUUAUGAUGAUGAAACUAUUAUUGAAGGACAUUUAAAUAAAUAUGACUCUAAUAAAGAACUUGAUAACGAAAAAUCUAAUCUUGUUAUUCAAAAAGAAAACGAAAAUCUAAAAGAUCUGAUAAUGAGUAAUAACAAUCAAGUUAAUAAUUUUAAAAAUACUGAAAAUGUUUCUAAGAAUCCAACUGAACAAACAAAUCAAAACGUUCUACCAAAAAUUACAGACGAGCAAUUGACGGUAGAAAACAUAAAUGGCAAUGCUAUAAGAGAACAAGAAAUUUUAAAUGAUCCAAACCAUCAUGAGGAAGAGCUAAAACUUCAAGUGGACGAUAAUGUACGUACUAACCAGCAUACAGAAAAUGGUCAAGCUAUUGAAUACAGUGAGAAGAGUCAAAUUAUUCAAAGUAAUGAAAAUCAAUCCGAUGAAACCGGAGAAGCUCUUCAAUUCGAUAAAACUAAACAACCAAUUCAGUAUGACAUAAAUGAUCAACCAAUACGAUAUGAUGAACAAGAAUCGGCCAUUCAAUAUGACCAAAAUGGUCAACCAAUUCAAUAUGACGGCAAAAACCAACCGCUUCAAUAUGACGAAAACAUUCAACCGAUUCAGUAUGAAGAGAACGGCCAACCGAUGCAUUAUAACGAGACUGAUCAUCAAAUACAAUAUGACGAGAACGGUCAACAGAUUCAGUAUGACGAGAACGGUCAACAGAUUCAGUAUGAUGAGAACGGUCAACCGAUUCAAUAUGAUGAGAACGGUCAACAGAUUCAGUAUGACGAACACGGUCAAUUGAUCCAGUAUGAUGGAAGCAAUCAACAGAUUCAGUAUGAUGUGAAUGGUCAACCGAUUCAGUUCGACGGGAACGGUCAACCGAUUCAAUAUGACGAGAAUGGUCAACCGAUUCAAUAUGAUGAAAACGGACAACAAAUCCAGUAUGACGAAAAUGGUCAACCUUUUCAAUAUGACGAAAAUGGUCGUCCAAUUUAUUUCGAUGAAACGGGCCAAAGAAUACAAUAUGACGAAAAUGGGCAACCGAUUCAAUAUGAUCAAAGUAGACAACCAAUUCAGUAUGACGAGAACGGACAACCAAUUCGUUAUGACGAGAAUGGACAACCAAUUCAGUAUGACGAGAACGGUCAACCAAUUCAGUAUGAUGAAAAUGGUCAACAAAUAUAUUACCCACAGUAUGCUGAAAAUGGUCAAUUAAUCCAACCACUUCAAGAUUCGGGUGAGGUACAGUUAGAUGAGACAAAACCAGCUUUAAAUGCAGAUAAUGAGCCAUUUGGUGAAAAAAUAUUAGUAACAACGCAAGCUUCUGAUGAAAAAUCUGAGUUUAAAGGUGACGACGAGAAUAAACCUAAAACGAAUAAUAUUUUGGAGAUGUUAGAUACAGAUACUGAGAGUUUACAACAGAAUGUCAGCAAAAUUUCUAAUGAUAGUGAUUUCACUGUUAGUUCAUAGGUAUAAUUAAUAUUACUGACAAUAAGUUUUUCGUGAAUAGCUGUUUCUUCUCUAGAUAAAAUAAACGAUUACAGAAGAUUAAGAUUAGUUCGUAGACAGAUAAUUUAUUUUUCGAAAUAAUUAUGUUCUUGCAAGUAUUUAUAAAAAGAUUAAUAGAGAAAAUGUUCAAUAUCGUUAAGUAGCAGAAAUUUUAACGUUUGAAUUAAAUUCUUUAUAGUUAAAUAUAAUAUUUAAAUAAAAUGAAU